AUGAAAAAUGUUGUGUUCGCUGCUCUCCGCUAUCGUCAAUCGUUGUCACGGUUAGCCAGGCUUCCCACUUUUCAAAGGUUCGAUUAUUGGGAUAUAAAUUAGUUUUCAUAUUUUUCAGUCCAACUUUGCAAACUAACUCGAGGAGUUUUUGCGUUGAAACAGCACAAGAAGUACCGAAUCCUGAUGAUGCUCUAAUAUUCAGGGGAGACUUUCGCGGCGUAGCAGCUGCAAAUUUCAAGGUUUAAAAAAUCAUUAGCUUUUGUGGUAAAUUUGAAGAAUUUAGCAAAAAGGAGUCAAUAACCCAGAGAUAACAUUGGCCAACGUACAACAAUCGUUGAAGAGGAACUACAGGGUUUCCGGAGAAACGAUUCUGGUGGAAGUCGUACAGAAACUUGAGCGAAAUGAUGGUUCGUUUUUUGGAAGUUGUUUUGAACCGAAAAAAAAACUUGGAUAGCAUGAUCAUUGAAGACUUUAAAAGCUUCAGCUAGAUUUUCUAAAUACUUUAAUGAUAGUUCAUUUUAUUUCUAAAACUUUUAGCCCCCCUAAUCUCGGCUCUGCGUUAUUCUCCCGACCGAUGGGUUCCACUUUUGCUUUCCGCCUGCGGAAGUCCUCUGUCCAACGUCCAAAAAUCGGCUCGCGAACAGAUUUUGGAUCGUUUAUGGGCCCAACUAAUCGAAAAAGGUUGCCGAUUCGAGCGAAUAACUGAAGAAUUGUGUAGAAAUCAAGUUGACGGCCGAAUCUUGGAAUGCGCGGCUGAACGCCAUGUUGGAGAACGAAUCCGUUUGGGAUCCGUGGAAGGAGUUGACUGAGAUGGAGAAAAGGUGAAAAUAAUUCCUUUUAGAGCCUUUUCAAACAAAAUAUGUGGAAAUUGUUGAAUUAAAAAAAUGGAAUUUGAGCGAAAUCGAACCAAAUAACGAAACUUUUUCUCCAUUUGACAACGAGAUUGGCGUAUUUGGGCGAUGUCGAAUCAUGUAGGAAAAAUGGUAAAAAAAUUAUUUAUUUUUUUCUAUAAUUUUUAAAAAUUUUUGUUGAAAGGUCUACGAAAUGGCGAAAAGGGGGAUACGUGGUGAGCGAAGACAUCAACGCGGCUUUGGUUUUCUGUUUCGCCGUGAGGGGUCAUCACGCCAAAGCCGAUUCUCUGGCAGAGGUCGGCGAUUUUUUUCCUUGAUUUUGUAUUGGAAUACAAAACGACUUUUUUUCAUUAUAAAUAAUGUUCAUGUUACGUUAAUCUACUUUAAUAGUCUAAAUUAGGUGCUCCGAAACUUUUUCGCCAGUUUUUUUUUUGGCUUUUUCAGUGUUCUAAAGCGUUAUGAGCUUGUUAGAAUGCUUUUUACUGCAACAACAAAUAUUUUUUUAAAAAAAGUUAAUAAGACUAAGGGUUUAUUUUUCGAAUAUAUAUUUAUCCCAAUUCUUUUUAUUUCUAAAAAAAUCUCUUCGGUUCACAAAAAGUUUUUUUAGCGCAUGAUUUGGAUCAAUAAAACUCAUUUCAAAGCUUUGAAUUUCCGUUUUGAAAACAAAAAAAUUCAACAACCUUUUUUUCCUCCACGAAAAAUUUUUUUAGAUCUUCUUUGAAAAAUUUUGUAAAAGUUUUCUUUUUGGCUCAGACUAUCAGCUGGAAAUUUCUUUUUUUAACCGUUUAUUGGUCUAAAAACUUUUUAAUUUUGAGUUUUAAGAACUCAUCGUGAAUCUUAUUAGCAGGCACAAGACAAGUACGGGGAUCGUGGGGUUCAGUUGGCCAAAGGAGCUUUGGUACGGGCUGCUGCGGCUCGUGGAGACACCGAUCGACUUCGACUGGUUUGUUUCAAUAUUUCAGAGAGCUUCGUUUUUAUUUAUUAAGCCUCAAACAUCAUUUUUGCAGGUUCUACGAAGAUCUGUAGACGUGAAGACGAAGAAGCUGACGCUGAAAAUUGAAGACACAAUGGAGACAAUUUGGCAACUUGCCGAAAAAAGUCGCGAUGGGACGGCUGUCGAAAGGACGGAGCUUGUUGAGCAGGUGGAAAAUGAAAAUUUUCAUCCCUUGACAGGAAAAAUCGAGUUUUUUCUGUUUUAUUUGGGAGAAAUCGAGUUUCUUUUUAUUCAAUUUAGGAAAAAAAAAAAUCUUGAUAACAGUUUUUUUGAGAAAUGUUUAUCUUCAACUAUUUUGAAAAAAAUUUUUCGUAAGUCAUUCCCCGGAUCCUCCCAUAUUUUAAAUGAAAAAAAAUUUUGGACGGUAUUUUUUUAUGGUGUGAAGGGAAUUUCAAGUUUUGCGAAAAAUUUCUGUUCAUUUGACCUUAAUUUUUUUCGAAGCCAAUCGAAUCAUUAUUUGAAAUCUCAUUCAGUUACUUUCAUUUCCUAAAAAAACACCUUCAAAAAAAUUUUUAUUAUCAUUCAUUUUUUUGUAUAUUUUUUUGACUAGAAAAAAAUCAGACGCUUUUGAAUUUCUACCAUACAAAAAUCCAUUCAUUAUUUUUUUGAAAAAAUUUUUAGAAAAAAAUUUCUAAUUUUUUUAUUUAACCGUGAGGUGCAGAGAUGAUGAAUUGACCAGUCAAAUCUUAAAUUUUUUAUCUGAAAAAAACUCUGAAGGCUGCAUUUUUUUAGAUGAUGUCUUGCACUGUCCGAGACGCUGGCUUCUUCCACAAGCUUUUCCGAGAAAUCGAACGACACAUUUCUCAUAGGUUCAUUCUUUAAUUGAAUUUUAUUGACUGGUUCUUCAGACAUUAUUACACGGCCAUCACGCUUCUGGAAGACACGAAAAGGAUUUCCGACUGUUUGAAAAACCAAAAUCGAAGCUGUCAGUUUUAGUUUGUCAUGAUUCUAUUAAAAAAAGCUUAAUUUCAAAAAAAGCGAAUUUUUAAAAAGUUGUUUAGAAAUUUUGAAAAAAGCAGAUUUUUCUUUCUUUCGCUGAUUCACGGCUGGUUUGAGCCAUUGAAAAAGGGUCCUGACACGAUGAAAAAAGAAAUAGCACCUACUUGGUGGAGAGCGCAGACAGGCCACGCCCCUUAGUGACCCAAGCUAGCCGUGAAUCGGCUACACCUCUCUUUUUGAAGUUUUUCGAAACCUGCUUGAAAAAAAAAUUUUCCUUUGGAUUUUCUUUGAUUUUCUAGUGUUUCUACAUCAGUUGGUCAGCCGAUUGGCGACACAGUUGAUCAGAAACGGGGAACCUAUGGAAAUCGUGAGAGACGUGGCGAAUCGGGUUCAUUACGCGUUCAAUGAGAAAGAGAGGUGAGUUUUAGAAAUCGGAAAAAAAAACGGAGAAUUUUCAAGGAUGUGACAAUGAGUGCAAAAUGACAAAAAAAAUGCGUUCUUUUUUCUGUUUCUGUUAACUUUUCUCAGCUUGAGCUGAUAAUUUAGAAAAAAAAGGGAAAAAUUCAAUUCAAGCUUGAGAAAAAUAGAAAAAAAGUAUUCAAAGUAAGAUCUGGAUUAUUCUUUUCCCUUUGUUGAGAUUUUUUUGAUAACUUUCUUAAUUUUUUUGAAUAUUCAAUAAAUUCGAUUUUGACAUUCAAAAAUAACUAGAAAAACUUCGUUCUGACCCUGAACAGGAAUAUUUGAAAAUACAAACUUUUUUUCAACGUCUUUUUCUUGCAGUUUUUUUCUAUUUUGUAAAAAGAAAAAAACAUGGUUUUUUUCAAUGCUUUCAGUCGACAUGAGCCGUUAAAAAAAGUAACAGUUUUAAAUAUUUUUGAAAAAAACCGCUCGAAGAAUUUGAUUUUUUUCACGUUAACAAAAAAAUGCUCUCAAACAUUAAUUAACACUACUUUUUACACAACAUAUUUUGAUUCAAGGUCAAGCUAAAAAAAGUUAAUUUAAAAAUUUAUUUGAAAAAAAUGUCUUCACUUAAUUUAUAUCAUUUUACCAAAAACUUAGAAGUGAACUACUUUCAGAAGGAUCCGACUUUACGACGAUUUGCUCUUCGCGGCGUUGAUGAUGAAGAAGUUGACGUGGGAAGAAAGAUUCGAUUAUUUGACAGCUUUCAUCGAUCAAGUCGACAGGAGACGGGAACGAGAACAUCUCAUUCUUCCCAUUUUGACGACGUUGGUUUUUUUCUCAGUCAUAUUGAGGCUAACUUAAGAAUCUUUCAAAUUUGAUUUUAGAAAAAAACGAUUCUGAAUUUUUUUUACUUUGAAGAAAGUUAUCAAAAUUUCUUCCCGUGGAGUCAGUCAGUAACAGGUUUCAGAAAUGCUUACAGUUCAGCAUCUUCAAGAGUUUACUUUAGGAACUUGAUGAGUUCUUAUUGUCCAUCUGAAACAGGAGUUUGAAAAAAAAACCUAAUUUUUCAAAAAUCGUAAACACUUUUUUUCUAUCUCCAUGUUAGAAGGCACUUGGAACACUUUCAAAAAUUUAACUUUUUGUAAAAAAAAAAGUUUUUUGUAGAUUACCUCUGUAAAGCGAAUACGCUCAUUUUUUUCUGCAUUUUAACGAAAAAAAUCCUAAUUUUUUUAGUUUCAGUUAUUGAAGUUUAAAGUAAUAAAUCAGAAAAAAAUAGUUGGGUGAAACGAAUAUUUUCCUUUUUUCUGAAUUUAUUCUCCAUUUUCUUCAAAUUGUAAGCUUGUGGCCACUAUAAUGGCUGCUUCAAAACGCGCCCGAAUCAAAGAGACUUACGCGCAUGGGCAUCAGAAAAUAUUGGAGCUAACUUUAUUUAUGCCAAACUUUAAUAAAAACGCGUCCUCCACGAUUUUAGAGAUCCCAAAAGACUAGGAAGAAACCAAAAUUGAGAAAAAGGUUUUCAAAUUUUUGAAAGUAUUUUUUUAGCAUUGAAGACGUCGAGGACCGUAUGCCUGUCCUCUACCGUUUUAUCAACCUCGGCUAUUCGAAUCUAUCAAAUCUUGACAUUGGAAUCCUUUCCGAACUCAUUUUGCAGCCUCUUUUCGGUUAUUUUCCCAUUCAACGUCCUUUUCUCAUCGUUUUUUCCAGACCAGCAAGGGUCCCGGAGAGAUAUGUCGCGGCUGGAUAAGUUGGGGAGGGUUUUGAAGGUGAGAAAAUGGAAAAAAGAAAUUUGGAAAAAAGAUACUUUUUAGAGUUACGGAGUGAAGGAGAAGUCUUUGUGGCUGAUCAUGCACGAUUGGUACAAGAGAAAAUUGGCGGAAGAACGGUAUAAAAGCAACGAAGAGGAGUGGGAGAAGCCCCAUGCCCGGGAUUUGAGAGGGUUCGUUCGACAGAAGAAAAAAAAUUUUUGGAAAAACCGUGGUCGCAUUUGGAAUGGCUCAGAGUGUCGCGGUUGAAUAGCGGCUGGAACCUCUUUCAAAGCAGACGUUAGAGCCAUUCCAAGUGCGUCCAUUAUUUUCCAGUUUAGGUUUACCUUAGUAAAGGAGUUUUUUUUAAAGCUUUGAACGCAGAAUUUCCCAUAAAAGAUAUUUUUUUAAAAAGUCGUUUUUCUUUUCGAAAUCGUAUUAGGAGCUUAUUUGAGAAACAUUUUUCAAUAAUUUUUUUAAAUUUUUUUAAAAAAUUCGCUUUAAUAAUGCAUUACAAAAAGCUCAGAAAUGUUCUAUUUGCGUUAUCGAGAUCCCAAUAAUUACGGUUUCACGUUCAAUUUAAUUAUUCGAGGUGUUGAAUCACAGCAAUCGAGGGAUGUUUAUGAUAACUUGAAAGAACCUGGAAACAGAUUUUUAAAAAAAGUAUGUGAAAAAAAGUUUUUUUCAAAUUUUUUUCAGUAGAGACCGGAUAUUUCAAACAGAAUAAAUAAUUUUUUUGAAUUUCGAGUAAGAGAUAUGUUUAUUUUGAAUUUUCUUAUCGAUCCAUUUUAAAUUCAGACAUUUCUUCCGAUAGAAACAUAGCUCGAACAGUUUUUAUUGAAUUCUUAAUGUAUUGCACGAACAAGAAAUAUUUAAAAAAAAUGCUCAAUCAUUAGGUGACAUAACUGUUUCACUUCAACAUGAAAAUGUUUCAAAAAACAACCUCGUACAAUUUUCGAGGUAAGGUUUAAUCCAAAUGUUGCCAUGCUUAUGAUUUCGAGACAUCGGAAACUGCCAAGCCUUAAAAUCUAAAAUAUUUUUCUUGUUUUCUAGGUUUUUUGGCUAUUCCGAGACGAUUUCAUUGUUUUCUUACGUCAGAAAACAAUGAAAUCCUUCAAAAAAUCAUAUUUUUCGUCUCCAGAUGGUGCCGUGCCUACUAUUCCGAGACAUUUGAAACUCCCAAGCCCACAGCCAAGCCGCCAGUUCGAAUCUCCUAUGAGAAGCUGAAGUCUCUUGUUGAGCAAAAGGUCGCGAAAUCAUAUAUGUUCCGAAGAAAUUCGAUAAUUUUCUUCAGGAGACCAUGAAAUUGACCGCAGUGUUAUCUGGUGGCGGCUGGCCUCCCGACACGGAUUUCGAGGAGAUCGUUCCCAGUAUCCUUUCUUUGUACUUGGAGCACGAGAGCUGGAACAACGUCACUCAAAUACUCGCGUCUUUGUGAGUUUCCUCUUAAGGGAUCGGGGAAAGUUGGAAAGAUCUUAUAUGAAAGAUUGAACUUCUUUUAUGAAAGAAAACGAGUCAAAGGUUAAGUUAGGCGGUUCAAAUUUUCAAGCGCGGUGACGUCAUUCAUAAAUGCUCUGUGUGGUGCUCGUUCUCUGAUUGGCUUGUCGCAAGGUUAGGGGCGGAACUUCAGUAAUGCCUUGAAAUUUAAGAUCUGAACAGAUUAUAGUUCUCGACGUGACUCAACUGCUCGUAUUUUCCGAAGUUUCCUCUUAAGGGAAUAAUUUUUUUUAAAAAGGCAGAGACAAACUUUUUUUUUGAAUUUUUUUUACCUUAUCAAUCAGAUUUGAGCGUAUUUGUAGCACAAAAUUUGCUUGCAAGGCUAAAAACGAAUUUCUAACAUUCACACGCAAUUUUUUUUAUCAUUCUAAGAAAGCCUUCUUGAUGAUUCCCGAUUUUAAAACAAUGGCUGAUAUUGGCAAGCGUCUUCAGAAAUAUUUGACGAACAUUGAUAAAUUCGCCGUUUUUUUUUUUGAGUUGUUUAGUAUUCCUAAUUGAGCUCAAUACUCUUGUAUGUCUAUUUUUCAUCGCUCUUAUUCAAAAAUUGAACUAAUAACUCCAGAUCUUCAAUAUCUCGUCAUUCCUCUGUGCAGUGGGAAACGGACGCUUCGAAAACUCCGGUCAAAAAUUAUCAUCUUCUCAGUAUCUUAUUAAGGUUCAAAAAAAAAAGUUUAAUUUUUCACGGAAAAUUUCCUCAGAUCCGUCCAAGAAGACAAGGAGUUCAACGUGCGUAAAUUGACAGAUUUCGCUUAUGAGUUGAGAAAUUUGUUCCCUUUCGGUUGGUUCAAAAUCAUGAUUUCGAAACUUAUUUUUUUUCCAGCAACUUCUCAUUAUGGCGGAUUUUUUGAGACACAGUACGAGUACAAUAAAUUAUUUUCGAGAUGUUUCGAGGUUUGUUUGGGAAAAAAAAAUUGAGUCGCGUUUCAUUUUCAGCAAUGAUUUCCCUCUAGGGAUCACUUCCUAAUGAUUUCUCUCUAGGAAUCGAUUUACCUCCUCCUUUAAGGGCCACUAGAGCUUUCAAAAGUGGUCCCUAUAGGGAUAUCACUCUCUAAGGGACAUGCUAGUCUAUUGUUAUAAAAUAUAACAGAAAAAGCAUCUCCUGUUCAAUUUUAUUCAAAACUCAACAAAAAAAAAAUCAAAAGGCCCUAUAGGGACCACUUGAGCUUUAAGGGCUUAAAAGCCAGACUUUGAAAUAGGGACCACCUAAAUUUUACCCCUAUAUGAGUCAUUGUUUGUCCCCGGUAGGGGCUGCUUCUUCUUCUAACCUCUAUAGGGACCACUCUGGCGUUCCUAAGCAAUUCAGUUGUAAAAUAGCACAAAUACAACUUUUUUUAAUAUAGAAGGAGGACAAGAUAAAACUGGAUACCUACCAAACUUUUUGCGAAAUUUUACUUUCAAUCUAAAAUUGCUAGUCGAUUUGUACCCGAAAAUCAUCAAUAAAAAGUGCAUUUAAUGUUCCACAAGGUUGUAAAUUUGAAUAAAAAAACUUUAAAAAAAUUUUUGACGAAUGACGUUUUUUUGAAGUAGCGGAUGUUCAUUUGAAAUUAAAAAAACAAGGAAUUCUCUACUUCAUUUUUUUCAAAUUCAUAAAAAAAGGGUUUCCAAUUAUUCAAACUUAUUUUUUUCAAAAAAAUAAGUCGCUUUUUUUAUUUUUUUCAUUAAUGAUAGAGGAUAGAGGAGCAAAAAAAGAACAGGACCACUGAAAAAAAUAAAUAUUUAAUUUUUUUAUUAAAUUUCAAUUUGAAACCGCAACACAAUUUUUUUGACGCUAAUUUUAAGUGAAAUCUCAAAAAAAUCUUCCACACUUUUUUUUUGCAAAAAUUUGGUUUAUGAAAUCAGUUUCCUCGGGUUUUUUUCUUUUUGAAAUUCAUUUGAAACAGGAACCUUAUUCUUCGACAAUAAUUUUUUUAAAUGUGAUCCCAAAGUUUUUUUCUUUUUUUCGAAAUAACCAAUACAAGGUUGAAAUUAUUUUGAAAAAUAAAAAAAGAUAAUUUGUAGUUUUUUUCUUUUUCCGGCUAGUCUUGACAUAUGCAUUUCUGAUUCAAAUAUUCCUAGAGGCUUGAAGGACACCGGGUUACUGUAGAAUCGAUCGAUGAACUUAUCGAUUUUCUGCGCUCCCUCGUCAAGUUGGACAUGAUCCAAUUGCACCAGAGCGAAACCCUCACCGUCACUUUUGUCCACAUGGUUUUGAGAAAGUUAGUUUUUAUAUUGAUCAUGUCAAUCAAAAUAUUAAUUAAGGUUCGGCUGGGAUGAAGCCUUGAAUACCUGGCAAAAAUUCCUUUCCGGACUACAUUGUUCGAAUGGAAUGGUUGCUCUGCUGAGAAAUUGCCUGACUUCGAAUAGGGAGGACGGCAAAAAGGAUGUCCAGUAUGGUUAGUUAUAGUCCCUUUUCUCUGCACCCUCCUCGUCUCUCGCCUUUACCUGCUAUUUUCGUGUUUCUCUGACCUCGCAUGUGAGGAAACAAAGAGACGCAGAGAUUAGAGAGCUGAAAAGUUAGGAAAAACGGACUAAACUAUAAGAAGGAGGGAAAAAAUUAGAUGUAUGAUUUUUUUGCUUCUCUCUUUCUCUCGACAACUCUCUCAUCAUCACGUGCUGUUUUUUGGUUUCUCUGUUCUCGCUGGUGAGAUGGAAGAGACGCAGAGAAACCAGACCUUGUAUAGUGUCGAAUAUACGGAUAUUGAGGACAAUUCAAAAUCUACUUUUGAAAUUUCAUUAUUUUAAAUGAAAAAUUCACAAAAUCUAAAAAUGUAUAGUUUCCACCACGAUGCUUACCGUUCUCCUAAAAAUAAAAUUCAAAGUUCCACUUCCAAAAAAUAUCCUUGUAUUCUAUCGAUUCCAAAAAAUAUUCCAGUCCUCCACCGAGCCGCGACUUUCAUGUCGAAAUCCCGAGUUAAUUGUCUCUACGCCGCCGUCCUUCUACUCUCGAAUCGGGCCCAAGAAGCUGAAGGUUUUUGCGUUCAGAAUGAAGUUUGAAAGUUUUAUAAAAGAAAAACUGAAAUAUUAUCUUAGGAAUCGGUGGAUCCGCAGGAUUGCGUGAUGGUCAUGCGGCUGAUGAACUCGUUGAGGUCGAGAAAAAGUGAGUAAAGGCAAAUUAUGAAUAUUUGUCGAAAAUCUUCAUUCAAACUUGCUCAUCUUUCUGUUUAUAAAAACUCCUUGUUUAAAUCUACUGAUUCUUGAAAUUUGGGACAAAGGAGCGAUUACCAUAGUUUUUCAAUUUUAGCAUUUUUUCUUUAGAACAUGAAAAAUAAAUAUUUCAAAAAUCCUCUCUAUAGAAGCGGAAUUCUGCGUCUUAGUGGCCAGCAUAGUAGUUUUUUUGUAGACUCGUAGUACCGUAAACUUCCAAAGAGUUCAUUUAAUUUUAGCCGUCAAAACUCUCCAGUGGCCGCUAAUAAUUUUUUCAGUACAUUGACAAUUUUGCAAAAAUCCAAUUUUUCUUGGCUCAUGCAUUUGAAAAAAAAGCUUUGAAAAUUCCUGAAAUGCGAUGUCGCGCCGAGGAAAAUGCGAUAUCGCACCAAAUUUUGUAGUUGGCGCGCCUAAAAAGCAGCACUUCUGCGAAAUCGUCAAUGCACCGCCAGCGACAUCGUUUUUCCCCCAAAAAUGUCCUUAGUGAACUUUUGCUUUUUCCAGUUUGACGAACAGUUUAUGCUCGAUUUUGCUUCGUUGUGCCUUCGAAAGUUGAAACUCGCCGAAAACAAAGAAGUCGCGCAGAUGAUGCAAGUCGAUCUGCUGAGGAUAUGUGGUUUGGAUGGAAAUCCUGGAAACUUCUGAAGGAAGCAUGAAUUUUCAGACAGUCGGCACAUGGGCCCAACUGCUCUGAGGGUCUACGAACUUUUUGCCGAUUAUGGGGUCGAACUUGGCGUCGAGGAAAGAAAUCGGCUCUCGGCGGCCAUUGAGAAACAUGGAAACUUGGCCAGGUUCGUGUAUUUUCACCAUUUGAUUUGAGGGAUAGAAGAGAAUGAAAUUGACUUCGAGUUAUAACAAAAAGAUAUUGGAAAAUUAUUUCUACAGAGAGUAAAAGAACAUAUUUAUUAGUUGAAGUCCCAACUUCUACCCGUUUUCAACACUCGAUUAAGCGGUGAACUCACUUUACCUAAAAAUGCGUUUUUCAAAAAUUUCGUAUUGAUGAGGCCAGUCAAAAAUCCAAAAUUUCUUUUUUGAAACUUUGAGGAUUCUUUCUCCGAAACGCGAUCUAUCUUGGGUACCCCAGACUCCUCUAGAGACCACCUACCUCCCCCUGAAGUGACCAGUUUUGCAGGCUUUAGUGCCACCAAUAGGGUUUUAGUCAGUAGCCUAGAAACGCGUCUUUUCAGGGGCCACUUAAGCUUUCUGGGCCGAAGGAUCAGUCCCCUCACCCCUAUAAGGACCAUCUUCACUUUACCCCUAGAGGGUCCAUUUUAGAGCUUGUUUUGACCCUAACCCCUCUAGCGACAAAGAUGGCAUUCUUAAGUGUCAAGAAGAUUAAUGAUUUCCAGACGCUGGAUGUUCGCCCCAGAAGGAUUCCUCAAACUAUCCGCCACUGAUGAAAUAAUAACAGAAAGCGAGGAAUCGAAAAUAGAAGAACGACUCAAAAAUGACUCAAUUAAGCUCGAAACUCAUACGUGA
Caenorhabditis auriculariae is the source of this 11027-nucleotide messenger RNA. The record is from the annotation of a GenBank genome assembly. Lineage: Eukaryota; Metazoa; Nematoda; Chromadorea; Rhabditida; Rhabditidae.